AUGCAGUACAAACUCAUUCUUGCUUCGGCCUUGCUUACCACGGCCUCCGCUGUCCCUCACCCCGAAAUUACAGAAGCUCCCUCCGUCCACCAACGACGAGACCUCUGGGGCCAAAUCGGCAGCGAUUUUGGUGCUAUCGGCACCGACCUUGGCAAUGCUUUUGGCAAUCUCGGCGGUGCCUUUGGCAAUCUUGGCGGACAACUAGGUUCCGAUCUGAGCAGCAUCGGCGGCUCAAUCACCUCUGGUUGGGGUUCCUUCACCCACUCAAUCGCUACAUAUACCAGCGCCGCAGCAUCAGACUAUAGCAGAUGGGCCGGCGACGCUUCCAGUCUUGCCAGCGAUGCCUCUGUACAAGCCACCUCGUGGGCUGCCAGAGCCGCGACCGAGACGAACAGUGCUUCCGCCUCGAUAGCAUCGCAAUUUGCUUCCGAUGCUUCGAUUAUUGCCGAUAAUGAGAGUAGUGCGGCCUCAUCUUUGGCGUCGCGCGCCUCCAACACCGUUGCCCAUGUCACCGGUAUGAGUACUGUGACCGGCGCCACUACUCUCACCAACUCUGCUGGUUCUGCUACCGCUACAAGCACCUUUACUAGUACCCAUGCCGGGGCUACCGCCGCUUCAACUACCGCUUCCGUUGGAGGCGCAGCCGCUCCUACUGCUGGAUUGGGUAUGGGACUCGCUGGCUUUGCUGGUCUUGUCGGUCUUGUCGCCGUGGCUCUAUAA
Talaromyces marneffei is the source of this 720-nucleotide messenger RNA. RefSeq lists its product as uncharacterized. Lineage: Eukaryota; Fungi; Ascomycota; Eurotiomycetes; Eurotiales; Trichocomaceae. The coding region runs from base 1 to 720 and encodes 239 amino acids. The record is from RefSeq and is a predicted model, not a curated record. The transcript has a single exon.